Molecule: messenger RNA, 2614 nt
Organism: Polyodon spathula (Mississippi paddlefish)
Lineage: Eukaryota; Metazoa; Chordata; Actinopteri; Acipenseriformes; Polyodontidae
Gene: wls
Product: Wnt ligand secretion mediator
Exons: 12
Coding region: 149-1777 (542 amino acids)
Biological process (GO): Wnt protein secretion; Wnt signaling pathway; intracellular protein transport
Cellular component (GO): endomembrane system; organelle membrane
Molecular function (GO): Wnt-protein binding
Source: RefSeq, a predicted model, not a curated record
GCGAGCCAUUCAUUAUCACGGGCUGUGGGUGCGGGUUUAGCAGCCUGUAGGGUUUUCCAUCUGAUUAAUCUGCAUUCAUUUAAUUGAUACGUAGUGUUAACAAAGCAACACCAAACAACAACAAAUAUACAAAAAAAAGUUUAAAAAAAUGGCUGGGGCAAUUAUUGAAAACAUGAGCACGAAGAAGUUAGUCAUUGUUGGAGUCAUUUUAGUCAUCUUUCAAGUGUUCUCAUUUCUUGUUGGAGGUUUGAUUGCUCCAAGUCCAACCUCUGCAGUUCACUACCUGGCGACAAAGUGCGUCGAUGUCCGAAAACACCACCAGAGUUCAAAGUGGUUUAUGCCCUGGGGUCCCAACCAGUGUGAAAAAAUCCGAGAUUUCGACGAGGCCAUGAUCAAACAGAUUGAAGCCAAUGAAAUUGUGUUUGCCGUCCACAUCCCUCUGCCCAACAGCGAGAUGAGCCCCUGGUUCCAGUUCAUGCUGUUCAUCCUGCAGUUUGACAUUGCCUUCAAGAUGGGCAACCAGAUAGAAGAGGGAGCUGUGGUGACAAUUGAUGUGUCACUGGCUUACAGGGAUGACACCUUCAGCAAAUGGACGGAAAUGGCACAUUCUAUAGAGCAACGGAAACUGAGCUGCAAUUUUUCAACUCCCAAGACCAAUGAAAACGAGGGCAGGCAUUAUGAAUGUGACCUCUUGCCUUUCAUGGAAUUGGGAAGCGUUGCGCACAAAUAUUACCUCGUCAACAUCCGACUACCAGUGAACGAGAGGAAGAGCAUUAAUGUUGGCAUUGGAGAAAUUAAGGAUAUCCAUCUUGUGGGUAUCCACCAGAAUGGAGGGUUCACGAAGGUUUGGUUUGCCAUGAAGACCUUCCUCACUCCCAGCAUCCUCAUCAUCAUGAUCUGGUACUGGAGGCGAAUUACACUGAUGACAAGGCCGCCGGUCCUGCUUGAGAAGGUCAUCUUUGCACUUGGGAUUUCUAUGACCUUCAUUAACAUCCCAGUAGAGUGGUUUUCUGUUGGGUUUAAUUGGACGUGGAUGCUGUUGUUUGGGGAUAUCCGCCAGGGGAUCUUCUACGCUAUGCUGCUGUCCUUCUGGAUCAUCUUCUGUGGGGAGCAUUUGAUGGAUCAAACUGAAAGGAACCGUUUCGGUGUUUACUGGAAGCAAGUUGGGCCUAUCGUCUUCGGGUCCUUCUGCCUCUUUAUUUUUGACAUGUGUGAAAGGGGAGUCCAGCUGACGAACCCAUUCUACAGUAUCUGGGCUUCGGACGUGGGCACUGAAUUGGCUAUGGCUUUCAUCAUUGUGGCGGGAAUCUGUGCCUGUCUGUACUUCCUGUUCCUGUGUUUCAUGGUGUUCCAGGUGUUCAGGAACAUCAGUGGAAAGAGGACUUCUCUGCCUGCCAUGUCCAAGGCUAGACGCCUUCACUAUGAGGGGUUGAUCUUCAGGUUCAAGUUCCUGAUGCUGAUAACUCUGGCAUGCGCUGCCUUGACUGUCAUCUUCUUUAUCAUUAGCCAGGUGAACGAGGGCCAUUGGCACUGGGGGGGCUACACUGUCCAAGUGAACAGUGCUUUCUUCACUGGGAUCUACGGCAUGUGGAACCUCUAUGUCUUUGCAAUCAUGUUCCUCUAUGCACCUUCACAUAAGCGCUAUGGGGAUGACCAGUCAAAUGCAGGUCAUCUAGGAGUGAACAGCGGAGAGGAAAUCCAGCUGACCACCACCAUCACGCACGUGGACGGGCCCACAGAAAUCUACAGGAUGACGGGAAAGGAGUCGCAAGAAUAACCCCAAUAGCACAGCCUCCAUUCAUGAAUCGGAAGGUAGAGCACCUGUGUACAUGGAAUGCUGAGAAGUGGAUUCCAGUUCAAGUUGUGCCAAGAAAUGGUCAUUGCCAAGUUUCAUUGUAAUAUAACUAAUAUUAUCUAUGGGCAACUCCACUGUUUAUCUGUCCAGGCUUCAUGUUUGCACUUGUUUAUACUCUUCACUUCCAUCCUUUUUUUUUUUUUUUGUGGUAGUUACCAGGCAGUGAGUGAAAGCUGAUCUAGGUGCUGGAGCAGUCUUCAGAAGAAAAGGGAAACAAGUUGAAUGGGAUGCGGUAUCUUUUUAAAUACAUUCACUGCUAACGGCCUUCCGAUUUCCAAACAUUAACCUGUUACAUAGACAUUCAAUUAUAUUCUGUUAUAAAAUAACCACUUGGGGACCCUCCCUCAGACCUCCCAUAUAUUACGGUGGGGGGGGGGAGAAAUGUUUUCUUCUCUAUUUAAUUGCCAGUGCUAUCUACAAACUAUUUUUAGUACGCUGGUGAUCUGCUGUGUCCACACUUCAUCUUUUAAAGAGUCAGUUCUAUGAAACACUAAAGCUUCUGGACUUGUCGUCCUGUUUUCUGUAGUCCACUAGAGCUCUAUAUGUUAUGAUGUAGAUAUUUUUAUAUUGUUCUGAUUAGUAAGAGUAGGGCAGACAGUCUUAUCUAGAUGUAUUCCAGGCUACAAAUUAUAAUUUUUUUUUUAAAUGUGAGAUGGGGCUGUUUUGUUGGUACAAGCAGUGUUCUCUUUUUACAUUUAUUACAUGUGGAAAUGUAGAUGUGCUUUUUAUGCUAAUUUAAAUAAAAUACUUUGCUGUAAA